This is a messenger RNA of Brassica oleracea var. oleracea, 2730 nucleotides long. Its product is annotated as exocyst complex component EXO70A1-like. Gene Ontology annotation, cellular component: exocyst. The transcript has a single exon. Gene Ontology annotation, biological process: exocytosis. The record is from RefSeq and is a predicted model, not a curated record. Gene Ontology annotation, molecular function: phosphatidylinositol-4,5-bisphosphate binding. Bases 408 to 2444 code for a protein of 678 amino acids. NCBI's taxonomy places the organism in Eukaryota, Viridiplantae, Streptophyta, Magnoliopsida, Brassicales, Brassicaceae.
CUCUUUUCGAUCUUCUUCUCUCUCUUUUGGGUUUAAUCUCGUUUUUUUAAUAUUCUUAAUUUCUGGGCAUCUCUCUCUCUCUGGAGAAAAAACUCACACCGUCUCGAUUCUUCCGUCAAAAACUCUCUCUUUUGUCGCCGGAUCAACUCUUCCCCGACGACUCAACACAGCAGAACCUUACCUCAACUUCAUCUCUUUCAUCUGUGUUCUCCUAGUUUAUAAAGUAACCUCCUUUCAACGGUUGAUUGGUAGCUGUGGAAAUCUCUGUUUCUGGGUUUUGUUUGUUUUUUAUUGCUAAACUAGUUUCCGGGUUUAGUUUGAUUUCUCGAAACUUGUCUGAGUAAAAAAAAAAAACAAGGAAGAGUGAUAAAGUUUCCAUUUUUAUUAGGAUUAUUGCUUUAUUAACAAUGGCGGAACCUUCUGGUGCUGUGGAACGAGGGAUUCGAAGCUUAAUAUCAGCAAGAAACUCUCUAAAAUCGAGUCUAGAGAAAUCAAAAUCCAUCGGUUUAGCUUUGGAGAAAACCGGUCCUAGGUUUGACGAGAUUGAGCAGAGACUACCUUCCCUCGAAGCCGCUGUGAGACCUAUCCGAGCAGAUAGAGAAGCUCUAAUCGCUGUUGGUGGCCACAUCAACAGAGCCGUUGGUCCUGCAGCUGCAGUCCUCAAAGUGUUCGACGCUGUCCACGGACUCGAGAAGUCUUUGCUAUCCGACCCCAAGAACGACCUCUCCGGUUAUCUAUCGGUUCUAAAGCGGUUAGAGGAAGCGUUGAGGUUCCUAGGUGAGAACUGCGGGUUAGCUAUCCAGUGGCUGGAAGAUAUCGUCGAGUAUUUGGAAGAUCACAGCGUUGCUGAUGAGAAGUAUCUUUCGACUCUGAAGAAGUCCUUGAGAUUGCUUAGAGAGUUUCAACAAGAGAAAGCUAAGCUUGAUGGUGGGCUUAAGGACGCUGCGUUAGACAAGCUGGAGAACGAGUUCAGGAGGCUGUUACAGGACAAUAGCGUUCCACUUCCUAUGGCGUCUCCGUCUUCGUUAGGAGAGCAGCAGCCUUGCAUCGCGCCGUCUCAGCUGCCUGUGACUGUAAUCCACAAACUGCAAGCCAUCCUCGGGAGGCUCAGAGCGAACAACAGACUCGAGAAAUGCGUUUCGGUGUACGUGGAAGUGAGGAGCUCUAACGUUAGAGCUAGUCUUCAAGCGCUUGACCUGGACUAUCUAGACAUCACUGUCACUGAGUUCAACGACGUCCAGAGCAUAGAAGGUUAUAUAUCUCAGUGGGGGAAUCAUUUGGAGUUUGCUGUUAAGCAUCUCUUCGAAGCAGAGUUCAAGCUUUGCAACGAGGUGUUUGAGAGAUUCGGCUCCAGUCUUUGGAUGGAUUGCUUCUCAAAGAUAGCUGCUCAAGCGGGGAUGCUUGCCUUUCUCCAGUUUGGUAAAACUGUCGCUGAUAGUAAAAAAGAUCCGAUCAAGCUUCUGAAGCUGUUAGACAUCUUUACUUCUUUAAACAAGCUGAGAGCUGAUUUCAACCGUCUCUUCGGCGGAGAAGCUUGUAUAGAGAUCCAGAACUUCACAAGAGACCUCAUCAAGAAGCUGAUCGACGGCGGAGCUGAGAUCUUCUGGGAGCUUCUGCCUCAAGUGAAGAUCCAGAAGCAAAUCCCGCCGCCUAGCGACGGCGGGGUGCCUAGGCUAGUCAGUUUUGUGACUGACUACUGCAACAAACUUAUAGGAGAUAAGUACAAAUCAACGCUCACUCAAGUCCUGCUUAUACACAAAAGCUGGAGAUCAGAGAGGUUUCAAGAGAAUCAGCUUAUGGUUGAGGUGCUUAGGAUAAUCAAAAUGAUUGAGCAGAACAUGGACGCGUGGAUGAAAGCGUAUCCGGAUCAAACGCUUUCUCAUUUCUUCGGUAUGAACAAUCAUUAUCAUCUAUACAAGAACUUGAAAGGUACGAGGAUCGGAGAUCAGUUGGGAGAUGCGUGGCUGAAGGAGCAUGAUCAGUACAAAGAGUAUUACGCUACAGUCUUUCUCAGAGACAGCUGGGGGAAGCUCCCUAGCCAUCUGAGUAGGGAAGGGCUUAUCAUCUUCUCUGGUGGACACGCCACGGCUCGUGAUCUCGUCAAGAAGAGGCUGAAGGCUUUCAACGAUGCGUUCGAUGAGAUGUAUAAGAAGCAGUCUACGUGGGUUGUGCCUGAGAAGGAUCUGAGGGAUAGAGUUUGUCAGCAGAUUGUUCAGGCGGUUGUGCCUGUUUACAGAAGCUACAUGCAAAACUAUGGGCCGUUGGUUGAGAAAGAUGCGAGUUCGAGUAAGUACGUGAGGUACACAGUGGUGGCUUUGGAGAAGAUGCUCAGCUCUCUUUACAUGCCUAAGCCUAUGAGAUAUGGGAGUUUUAAAGGAACACCGCCGAGUGAGAAACUUAAGAAUGAGGUUGACCUUAGACGUACUACUUCCGCUGUUGUCUGAUUGAAGAUGCCAUGUUCUGUUGUGAUCAUAUUGUGUCUGCUCUUCUUCAGUGGGGAAGCAGAUGUACUCUUUUUAUACGUAUAUAAAUACUGUCAAUCAGGUAUAGCUUUUUUAGCCAUUGAUCCGAGUCCCUUUAGUUUCAUUUUAUUCUAUUCAAUGUUAUAACCAGAAGAUCAGCAUGUUUCUUGUUCUUUAGUUGUUGUUCUACAUUUGUGACUGUUAUGAAUUUUCAGAUCAGCAUCACCGAACCAUUUUAGAGAAAGUAAAUCAGUGUUAUUAAGUGGCA